Molecule: messenger RNA, 741 nt
Organism: Rhipicephalus sanguineus (brown dog tick)
Lineage: Eukaryota; Metazoa; Arthropoda; Arachnida; Ixodida; Ixodidae
Exons: 4
Coding region: 142-645 (167 amino acids)
Biological process (GO): ganglioside catabolic process; lipid transport
Cellular component (GO): cytoplasmic side of plasma membrane
Molecular function (GO): enzyme activator activity; lipid carrier activity
Source: RefSeq, a predicted model, not a curated record
UAGGUCAGACGUAGCUCUCAUUGCCCAUUAAUAUUCUAUUUCACGGGUAUAAAAUGACUGUUAGCUGAGCGACACUUCAUAGAAUUGAAAACGCCUGCCUGUAUCCUAAGCGGAGCAGUUGUUGCUGAUAGAAUAGCGAAUAUGCUUUUCUCUGUGUUAUCCGUCGCGUUAGCAUGCUCAUCUCUGGCCACUGCUUCAGUGCAGACGCCUACUCUUACGCCAUGUUCCAGUGUCCAGGACAUCAUGGUGAGCGACGUAAGCAUAACGGAUGCUCAGAUUGGGAAAACGAUGAGAGUCAAUUUUACGCUGAUCAUCAGCAUGCAACUAGCUUCGAACCCGACCUUGAAGAUCACAAUGAAAAAGAGCAACGGUUUGACAAUUCCUUGCAUCAGCAACGUCGGUUCAUGCACGUACAAACUGUGCGGAGGGACGUCCAGCGUUGAACAACAGCUGGGUUCGUUAUGGAACAACCAGUGUCCUAUAAACCCAAUUACGGUUCAACAAUCGAUAACUGCUCAGCUUGACCCACUGAUACAGCUCGUCAUCGGGACAGCGCCUACGACCAUCACCAUACAGCUUCAAAUAAUGAACGGAGGAGCUACGGUUGGUUGUCAGUCAUUUAAAGUAAACGUAGCCGCUGCUUGAUUUUGACUGAUGCAGGACCACAAUGAAUAUACUGCGCUUGGAUGAAGAGAACUGUGAUGCCAAAUGAUCCUCCUGUAAUAAAACUUAGCAAUCCAC